Kockovaella imperatae is the source of this 4335-nucleotide messenger RNA. RefSeq lists its product as hypothetical. Bases 1 to 4335 code for a protein of 1444 amino acids. Gene Ontology annotation, molecular function: pyrimidine nucleotide binding; single-stranded DNA binding; DNA-directed DNA polymerase activity. The record is from RefSeq and is a predicted model, not a curated record. Gene Ontology annotation, cellular component: alpha DNA polymerase:primase complex. Lineage: Eukaryota; Fungi; Basidiomycota; Tremellomycetes; Tremellales; Cuniculitremaceae. Gene Ontology annotation, biological process: lagging strand elongation; DNA replication; leading strand elongation. The transcript has 17 exons.
AUGACAUCUCGUGCUGACAAGUUCGCCGCUCUGCGUGAAGCGAGAGCCAAGGGAGGCCGACUGCAGCAGUGGAAGCCAGAGGAUGCCGAGCUGUACGACACGGUGACAGAUGAUCAAUACCGAUCCAUUGUUGGGAAUCGUCUAAAUCAGGACGACUUCAUCGAGGAUGACGAUUGGAGUGGCUAUGUGGAUAAUGGUGCGGACGACUGGGAUGGGGCAGAGAACGAGGAAGAGAGCGAGGACGAGGACGCGUUUGACGGCGAAGACGAGGAGCUAAGACGAGCGCGACGUCUGAAAAGGGCGAAGCAGCGAGCGAGGGAAGAGAAGAAGGGCGCUUCGAACUCCAAGCUCAAGACAAAAUCUGCUUUCUCAGACUAUGCUCGUCCAUCCGCUUCCACAUCCACAUAUCGUGCCGCCCCAUCUGCGAUCCAAGAGGACGAUUUCAUGGCCUCACUCCUAUCCUCCGUGACUGCGACGACGGGCGAAGCAUCUCGGAAACGCAAGUCUUCGCCUGACAUGCCUAGCUCUGACCAGCCCGAACCGAGCUCAGAAGGCAGCUACUUUGAGACUCGCAAGCGAUACGAGCUGGAGGAGGACGAAGAUUUAUGGGCUCAUCAGAAGAAACCUCGUGUAUCGGACAUCACCGUGGUACCGGACGAGAAUACUGAAAUGGAUGUCGAUGUAGGUGUGGAUGUCAAGCCUGAACCUUUGGAGUAUGACGAGGAUGUGGAGAUCCGCGUCAGGGAUCAGACGAGACCUUUGGCCACGUCCAACAAGGUCAAUGGUGGUAUCACGCGCCGGAAGGUCGUCAAUGCUAUCAAGAGUCACAAGAUAGAAACCAAGGCAGAGAUCAAGGGAGAAGAGAAGCCUCUUCGCACCAGACCGGCAGCGACGACAGCGACACAUUGGUCAUCGAUCCAAGAGUCUCUCCUUCCUCAACCAAAAGUCUCUGAUCUGGACGAGGUUGCCGUUGUGUCAGGGAGCGGAUCCGUCAAGGUGGAGAACAUCAUGGAUGAGGACGGAAGUCUGAAGAUCUUCUGGCUCGACUUUAUGGAGCAGGAAGGGGUCAUGCACCUCGUCGGCAAAGUUCUCGAUCGCAAAAGUGGCAAAUAUGUCAGCGCGUGCGUGUCGGUCAAUGGGAUCAAGAGGAAUCUCUUUGUCAAGCCGAGAGCGAAGCAGUUUUCCGGGGGCUUUGAGACCGACAUUGAAGUCACCAAGACCGACGUAUACCAAGAAUUUGACUCUGUGCGUCGCAAGGCCGGAAUCGAUCAAUGGGCAUCCAAAUUCGUCAGUCGCAAGUAUGCGUUCGAAAUGCAGGAUGUGGAGAAGGGCGAAUCAGAAUGGCUCAAAGUCGUGUAUGGCUUCGAUCAGCCGGAAAUACCCAUGGACACGUCUGGUUCAACCUUCAGUCACGUCUUUGGUACCAACACCUCUGCAUUCGAGCUCUUUGUCGUAAAACGCAAGAUCAUGGGACCAUGCUGGCUGAAAAUCACAGGCGCCGAACAGAGUUCUAAAGCUAUGUCUUGGUGUAAAGUCGAGUUCACGGUUGACGAUCCAAAAUCCGUCGAGCCCGUCUCCGAGGCAGACGCCGCCACAUUGAAGCAGACCCCACCACUUACCAUCAUGAGUCUAUCCAUGCGAACGAUUGUAAAUCAUCGGGAGAAUAAGACAGAGCUGCUAUGUGUGACUGCAAGGACAUGGGACGGAUGCAACAUUGAUGACCCGACACCGCCCGACAAGCAGCCAUCUCGAGUCAACACCAUCAUUCGGCCGAUUGAGAAAUUCCCUCCUGGCCUCGAAGCGCGAGCCAAGGCGGAGCGAUCGCCUUUUCAAACGGUCAAAGCGGAGCGGGCUCUGUUGAACGCAUUGCUGGCGACGAUACACCGCUACGAUCCUGAUGUGAUUGUCGGACAUAACUUUCUGGGAAACACAUUCGAAGCCAUGCUCUACCGUAUGAAGGAACUCAAAGCCGAUCAGUGGUCCAGAAUCGGCAGAUUCAGGCGGAAAAACUUCACCAUCUCGAAAGCUGGGACCAACGUCAGGUUGAUGGCUGGGAGAUUGGUAGCGGACCUGUCAAGUGAUGCCGCAAAGGGCAUGAUUUCCUCGACCACAUGGUCACUUACUGAGAUGUGUAGCACCCAUCUCAAAGUCCAACGAGAGGACAUCGAUCCCGAAGACACCCAUACUUACUUUGACCACACCUUGUCUGGCCCUGACAAAUUGGUCAAAUACAUCCGGCUAUGCGAAGUCGACGCAUACUUUCAGAUGGCCAUCGCGGCUCGUGUACAAAUGCUGCCGCUCACAAAGCAGCUCACAAAUCUUGCUGGAAAUUCCUGGAACUUGACACUGAACGGUGGACGUGCGGUUCGAAACGAGUUCAUCUUGUUACACGAAUUUCACAGGCUAAAAUACGUUUGUCCCGACAAGGUCUUCUCUAAGAAGAGCCGUGUGGUCGACGAGGAUGAGGAUGCUCCACCUGCCAAGACACGAGGAAAGGCAAAGUACGCCGGAGGGCUGGUGUUCGAGCCAAAGAGGGGUUUAUGGGACACAUACAUCCUUGUCAUGGACUUCAACUCGCUAUACCCUAGUAUCAUCCAGGAAUUCAACAUUGACUUCACCACUGUGGAGCGCGACGAUGAGGUCGAAGGCGAAGAGGAAAAGAUUCCCGAUAUACCGGGUUCAGAUGUGGCUCAAGGUGUCCUUCCACGAAUCAUUGCCACGCUCGUUGGUCGACGUCGGCAGGUGAAGGGAUUGAUGAAGGACAAAUCGGCGACUCCUGCGCAGCUUCAACAGUACGAUAUCCGACAACAAGCUCUCAAACUCACCGCCAACUCCAUGUACGGAUGUCUUGGAUUUGCGGGGUCGCGAUUCUCUUCGAGACCGCUAGCAGCUCUUACAACUUUCAAAGGCCGUGAGAUUCUGACCCAUACACGUGAACUGGCCGAGUCGCUCCAGCUAGAUGUGGUCUACGGAGAUACCGAUUCCGUCUUUGUCAAUUCUAAUGUCACAACCUACCCUGAAGCCCUCAAGAUCGCCAACGACCUGAAGAAACUCGUCAAUGAGCGGUACAAGCUGCUCGAAAUUGAUCUCGAUGCUGUCUUUGAGCGCAUCCUCCUCCUCAACAAGAAGAAGUACGCUGCCGUUAAAAUCGACGAGAGCGGGGAAAAGGCCACGGAAGUCAAAGGAUUGGACAUGAAGCGACGAGAGUUUUCAAAGAUCUCCAAAGACUCUUCAAGCGCGGUACUGAAGGAAAUCUUGUCGGGGGAAGCUACGGAGAUUGUCGUCUCAAAGAUACACGAUUUCUUGACCGCUCUCGGCGAGACCGUCAGAAACGGCACCAUCCCUCUGGAGGACUUUAUCAUCUUUAAGCGGCUUGGAAAGAACCCAGAAGACUAUCCGGACAAGAAAUCUCAGCCUCAUGUGCAAGUAGCACUGCGCAUGAAAUCAAAGGGUGCCUCAGUUCGAGCCCACGAUGUCAUUCCCUACAUUAUGUGCCUGGGAGCCGAUGGCAAGUCUGCAAAGACAGCUCAGGCAGACAGAGCUUUCCAUCCGGAUGACCUGAGACGGCAGGGCUCAGAGCUCAAAAUAGAUUACGAUUUUUACCUCGACGGACAAAUACUUCAACCUAUACUUCGUCUUUGCGAAUCUAUUGAAGGCACAGAUCGCGCGCGGUUAGCGGAAUGCCUCGGUCUCGAUCCCACUCGGUAUGCUCAGACCACGCACGAGGUUGGAGAGAAGCAAUUCUUCACGUUUGAGUCGCAAAUAUCGGACAAGGAGAGAUUCAAGGAGUCUGAUCCAUUGAGCAUACGUUGCGCGUCGUGUGACACGGUGUUCUGCUUUGAUGGAUUGGUUGAUGGAUCGACGGUUGUCCAGCCUAGCGGCAUAUUAUGUCCGGCAUGCUCCACAGCACUGCACACUGCCAGUCUGGCGGUUCAGCUGGAGAACCAGAUCCGCGCUCAUAUCUCGAAAUAUUAUCUCGGCUAUACGGUCUGUGAUGGUGAAGGCUGCGGUGCACGAACGAGAAUGAUGGGUGUCUACGGAAGACGUUGUCUUGGUCUAGUCAAGGAGGGUUGUAAAGGCUCAGUGCGCCUUGAGUACUCUGACUCCAUGCUGUACAACCAGCUCUUGUAUUACGCGAGCCUGUUCGACGUCCACAAAGCCAUGGACAAUGUCCGUGGCACUGGACGCUUUGAGGAAAUAAAUGCUCUUGCAAAUGCCAAUGCUGCUGCGUUCGCCGAGCUGGCAGCCGUGACGGACAAGUAUCUCGACAAGAAUGGUCGCAGAUAUGUGGACAUGGGCGGAUUGUUUAAAUUUAUGGAGAAAUUCAAGAUCUAA